Molecule: messenger RNA, 1462 nt
Organism: Myzus persicae (green peach aphid)
Lineage: Eukaryota; Metazoa; Arthropoda; Insecta; Hemiptera; Aphididae
Gene: Rab10
Product: ras-related protein Rab-10
Exons: 4
Coding region: 430-1032 (200 amino acids)
Biological process (GO): cellular response to insulin stimulus
Cellular component (GO): insulin-responsive compartment; recycling endosome; Golgi apparatus
Molecular function (GO): GTP binding; GTPase activity
Source: RefSeq, a predicted model, not a curated record
CGACGAUCACGACGACGGCCGAGAUAACGUUUUUUUAUAGAAUAAAAUCAUAUUAUUUUCGCUAAUCGGGGUUCACCGUUCGCGUUGCACUUGAACACUUGAUGCAGUUAAUUACUACCAUUAGACCCAGUGACACGUUACCACCUCGUCAUCGUCGUUUCCGUCGCCGCCGUCCGUCAAAUACGCCGCAAAACCGCUGAAAAAAACAUUCGUAGCGCGCCACAAACCGUCGAUAAAAUAUUUACUAUUUUUAAAAACGAUCGACCCGCGACAUCGUUGAUCGGUUUGCACCACCGUCCCGAUACGCAAUUUCUUCUUCGCGGGCCCGCCUUACUCGCGCCUUUUCCGAUCCACCCCUCCGCCUAUCACUAACCCCCUCCCUCAAACUUUUGAAUUUUCUCUGAAGAAGACGAUACCCGGCAGUCCGUAAUGGCCAAAAAGACGUACGAUCUGCUGUUCAAGUUGCUGCUGAUCGGCGAUUCGGGCGUGGGCAAGACAUGUAUUCUGUUCAGGUUCUCAGACGAUGCGUUCACCACUACGUUCAUCUCGACCAUUGGUAUUGACUUCAAAAUCAAAACAGUAGAGCUUCAAGGGAAAAAAAUAAAACUUCAAAUUUGGGAUACAGCAGGACAAGAGCGAUUCCAUACCAUAACAACAUCCUAUUACAGAGGAGCAAUGGGAAUUAUGUUAGUAUAUGAUAUCACAAACGAAAAAAGUUUUGAAAAUAUAGUGAAAUGGCUACGAAACAUUAAUGAGCAUGCCAACGAAGAUGUAGAAAAAAUGAUUUUAGGGAACAAAUGUGAUAUGGAUGAUAAACGUGUCGUUGGUAAAUCUCGAGGUGAAGGUAUUGCUCGUGAACAUAACAUAUCAUUUUUGGAAACAUCUGCAAAAGCAAAUAUAAACAUCGAAAAAGCAUUUACUGACCUUACAUUAUCAAUAUUGAACAAGACACCUGGACGUGAACCUACUGAUGUACCUGAAAAGAUUAAUAUCGAUAGGAAAUCAGACAGAUUGUCUAAUCGCUGUUGUUGAAUAGUCAAGUAUUUAAUACAGACAAUUUUAAAUGGAUACUAUUAUUAUUGACAGAAUUUGUAAAACACCAAGAGAUAAACGUUUUGCUAAGCUCAUUGAUAUAAAUAUACGUACAAUUGUAUAUUAUCAUGUGUACUUUAAAACAUUUUUAUUUUACAAGACCUAUUAACAAAUUAUAUAUUUUUUUUUUUAUUCAAAUGCUUAGCAAAAUGGUUUUCUGUGAAGCUGUUCCUUAUCAUACAAAUAAAUGUAAAUAUUUAUGUUACCAUUAUUAAUAAUAAUUGUUUGAAUAAAACGAGAUAAUCAUGACAUCAUCAUACUUGUCUAAUAUAAUAAAGCAGUUGAUGUUAGUGGCUUGAACCACAAAAAUUUUUAUUGGUUGUCCUCGGUGGAAGUUAUUUAUUAUUAUUAUUUUUAUUUUGUACAAAAU